Molecule: messenger RNA, 468 nt
Organism: Suillus paluster
Lineage: Eukaryota; Fungi; Basidiomycota; Agaricomycetes; Boletales; Suillaceae
Exons: 2
Coding region: 1-468 (155 amino acids)
Molecular function (GO): protein binding
Source: RefSeq, a predicted model, not a curated record
AUGCCGCUGACAUUAUCCGAACCCACUCGAGACAGUAGGAGUCCAAUGAAGUCUGUUCCACCAUCGGAGUGGAGCGUCGAAGAAGUCAUUGACUGGCUGAAGUCCAAGGGCUUUGGCCAGGACGUCUGCGAUAAGUUCACAGAACAAGAGAUUACCGGCGAUGUCCCGUUCGAACUCGACCUUAACCUCCUCCAGACCGAAAUCGGGAUCGUCGCAUUUGGAAAGCGUAUGCGCAUUGCCAAUGCUAUCGCCGAACUACGACGUCUUCCAUCGAUCAUCUUAUCCGACGCUCAGUCGUCCCAACAUGCCCAGUCCUUAAAGCACUCUCAUUCUUACUCCUCACAUUCGCGUUCUGGCUCGACGCAUCAGUCGCUGAACAGCCCCAUGUUCGCGACCACCAUGAGUUCAGCUAUCGCUGCGCCGAACUCAGCGCCGAUAGUCCAGCUGCAGACGCGAGCCACUUCAUAG